Hydractinia symbiolongicarpus is the source of this 5447-nucleotide messenger RNA. RefSeq names its product regulatory-associated protein of mTOR-like. Bases 395 to 4339 code for a protein of 1314 amino acids. Gene Ontology annotation, molecular function: protein-macromolecule adaptor activity; protein binding. Gene Ontology annotation, cellular component: cytoplasm; TORC1 complex. Gene Ontology annotation, biological process: positive regulation of protein serine/threonine kinase activity; regulation of autophagy; cellular response to starvation. The record is from RefSeq and is a predicted model, not a curated record. The transcript is spliced from 32 exons. Lineage: Eukaryota; Metazoa; Cnidaria; Hydrozoa; Anthoathecata; Hydractiniidae.
GCAAACCGUGCAAAUUUUCAAAAUAACAGCAAAUUGAGUGUUUAAACUUUUUUUAUUUAUUAAUAUGAAAAUCAAUUUAAAGAACCACCCAUUACAUAUUGUAUUUUGUACUCUUUCACACAAUUUUAUACAUCGUCCGCAAAAUCACAUCGUCUGCAAAAUAUUACACAGGCAAGUUACGAUUUCAAUCGGAGAUAAUGCUGUCACAACCAUUGCUCAGGACUCACGUGAUAGUCCUUCACAAUACGGAAAAAGUACAAGAGCAUGGAAAAUAAAAAUGGUAGCGAUGUGAUCAAUGAUCGGAAUGUGAAAAUAACAACAACAAUGUUUCAUUUUAUAAACAUACAGUAAAGAUAAACCUCUAAUUUUUAGUUUAUAGUUAAGAAUCGCCAAAAUGUCUGACGAAGAAGCGUUUGAUGGCAACGAUGAUGGGACAGAAGAAGAAGAUGAACUGCUUGAUUGGCAAUUGCCCUUAUGUUUCAUGAAAAAACGACACAAAGAAAAAAUUGAUGGAUCAAAUUCUCUGCCACAAGCAUGGAGAAUGAAGGAAAGAAUGAAAACAGUAAGUGUAGCAUUAGUGCUGUGUUUGAACGUUGGUGUGGAUCCACCUGAUGUAAUCAAAACAAAUCCAUGUGCGCGGAUGGAAUGUUGGAUAGAUCCUCUAUCACUUAAUCCACAGAAGGCUUUAGAUCAAAUUGGAAAUAAUCUCCAGCAACAAUAUGAAAGGUGGCAACCCAGGGCUCGAUACAGACACAGUCUUGAUCCUACUGUGGAUGAUGUAAAAAAGCUUUGCACAUCUUUGCGGAGAAAUGCAAAGGAAGAGCGAGUUUUAUUUCAUUACAAUGGUCACGGUGUACCUAGACCAACUUUAAAUGGUGAAAUUUGGGUCUUUAACAAGCAAUACACUCAAUAUAUUCCUUUGUCGAUAUAUGACUUGCAAACGUGGAUGGGAAGCCCUUCAAUAUAUGUUUAUGACUGUUCCAAUGCAGGGUUAAUAUUAGAUUGUUUUAAACAGUUCUCACAGCAGAGGGAACAGGAUUAUGAGAGAGCAUUAGCUCAAGGUUCACCAAUGCCUGCCAUUCCACCUGUACGUAACUGCAUCCAACUAGCGGCUUGUGGUGCUAAUGAAUUACUGCCGAUGUUGCCGGAUUUGCCUGCAGACUUGUUCACAGCAUGUUUGACGACACCGAUGAAAGUAGCUCUGAGAUGGUUUGUUAGUCAACGCCAUGGUAAUCUUGUGCCUGGUAUUUCAUUAGAUCUUAUUGAAAAAAUUCCAGGCCAAUUAAAUGAUAGAAGAACUCCUCUUGGAGAAUUAAAUUGGAUUUUUACUGCUGUAACUGACACAAUAGCAUGGAACACAUUACCCAGAGACUUGUUUCAAAAGUUGUUUCGACAAGAUUUGCUGGUUGCUAGUUUAUUUCGAAAUAUUUUGCUUGCUGAAAGAGUUAUGCGUUCGUACAACUGCACACCUGUGACUUGCCCUAAGUUGCCAUCAACCUAUCAUAAUCCAAUGUGGCAGGCAUGGGAUUUAGCUGUUGAUCAAUGUCUUUCACAACUUCCCGUCAUUAUCAAAGAUGAAUCGAAAUACAAAAACAGUUCUUUCUUCUCAGAGCAACUAACUUCAUUUCAAGUUUGGUUAGCGAUGGGUACUGCUGAACGAAAUCCGCCAGAGCAACUUCCAAUUGUAUUGCAGGUGUUGUUAAGUCAAGUACACAGACUACGAGCUUUAGAUUUGCUUGGCAGAUUUUUAGAUCUGGGACCAUGGGCUGUCAAUUUAGCUUUAUCUGUUGGAAUAUUUCCAUAUGUUCUAAGAUUACUACAAAGUACGGCAAGAGAACUACGUCCUCUUAUGGUUUUUAUCUGGGCUAAAAUAUUAGCCGUCGACAGUAGCUGUCAAACUGAUCUUGUGAAAGAUAAUGGUCAUAAAUACUUUUUGUCAGUCUUGGCUGAUCCUUAUAUGCCUGCUGAGCAUCGAACAACUGGUAGUUUUGUGCUUGCUCGAAUUAUUCAUGAUUAUCCUGCUGGAAAGGAAGCAUGUUUAAAAGGGAACAUGAUCUCCAUCUGUCUGGAACAGUUAGCGGAUCCACAUCCACUUUUAAGACAAUGGCUAGCUCUCUGUCUUGGUUUGAUUUGGACAAACUGUGAUUCUGCACGAUGGUGUGGUAUCCGUGACAGUGCUCCUGAUAAAUUAUCUAAAUUAUUGACUGACCCUCUACCUGAGGUUCGUGCAGCUGCUGUAUUUGCAUUAGGCAAAUUAAUUGCAAACACUGGGGACCGAUCAGACCAUGCGAAUAUGAUUGACCACGGUGUUGCCACCACAUUAGCUUCCACUGUGGGAAAUGAUGGUAGUCCACUUGUUAGGAAGGAAUUGGUUAUUGCUUUUUAUGGUUUAAUUGUCCAAUUUGAGCAUGCGUUCAGUGCAGUGGCUGUUCAAUUUUUGGAAGAAGACCGUCAACGAGAAGUGUUUGGUUCCAGUCCUCGGGAUCCUGAAACAAGGAAAGGAUGGAUUUUAGUUGCACAAGGAAAUGAAGCAGCAUUUAUGACGAGCACAGAUAGUAGCACAUUAAAACGACAUGCAUCUCAUGCGCAAAUCUCUCAACUUAGUCAAUCUUCCAAGCAAUCCUUCAAACGUAGCGAUAGUGCUAGUUCAAUUGACAGUACGGACAGUAUGUGGAUGCGUAGUCAACAACGGUCGGUCUCAUUGUCAUCCACGACAUCGUCUCUCAGGGAAACAGUCUAUACAAGAGUCUGGAAGGCCAUGUUGAAUUUAUCAAUAGAUCCUUACAAUGAAGUAGCCGACAUGGCGAAGAAAGUUGUCAACACCAUUACUGUGAAAGCAGCAAUUUCAGUGCAACCACGAUUGAGUUCAGCUUCAUCCCUACCUGCUUCACCCAACACUUCAGAUGAAAGUCCAUUGACCAUGAAAAGUUCUACUGUUUCUCUUCGCCCGGUGAGAUCUGUACCAACCACUCCGGAUGCAAGUCGGCUCGCCCGGUUGAGUGUUAGUAACGCUGCCAUGUAUAAACCUCACUCUAUCGAAUUUUCCACCAAGAGAAAAAUAUUUGAUAAAGGACCAGAUGUGCUUCCGUCGCACGACGAGGAUGAUGGUAGCGAUUCUGAUGACGACAGUCCCAUUAUGAAACCAAUUUUAGUCAAAACUGCUUUCUACUAUUGGUGUUGCGGGUACUUCGCACAGUCUCUUAUGAAACCUUCUGAUGAUCUGGACCCGAACAGUCCACAGAGGAUUGAGAGAGAAUGGCGCUUCUUGCGAAAUUGCAAAGUCCGGCAAUUAUCAUUGAAGCAACUCCAACAAACACCACCCACUCGAUUAGACGACGAGAUAUUCAUUAAUAAAAACGCCAAUCCACCAGGGGUCAUUAAAUUCCACCCAUAUCUCCCGCAUUUAGCCGUUUCUGAUAAAACCGGUGUGUCCAUAUGGAAUUAUGAGCUUGGCUCUAAAGUCAACCAUUUUAAUAAUGGUAACCCUAAGACAUCGCGCAUCACCUCGAUGGAUUUACUAAAUUCCCACGAUUUGUCGCUCCUCCUGACAGGUUCUGAUGACGGUGCUGUUCGUGUGUGGAGAAAUUAUUGUGAUGACGAUGAUGGACGGAUAAGUCUUGUGACUGCAUGGUCCGCGCUAUCAAGCAUGAUUCCUUUGUACAGAGGGACUGGGUCGGGCCUCGUUACGGACUGGGAGCAACAAUCAGGAAUGCUGCUAGCGUCUGGUGACGUCCGGAUUAUUCGAGUUUGGGAUGCGCAUAGGGAAAUGAAAGUGCAGGAUAUUCCAACGGGAGCCGACAGUUGCGUGACCAGUAUGACGUGUGAUACUGUCAAUCAAUCAUUACUCGUCGCCGGUUUGGGUGAUGGUUCUGUUAGAAUAUACGAUCGAAGAUUGCCUCCCAGUGAUUGCCGCGUGAUGACGCUGCGUGAACAUGAAGGCUGGGUGGUAAAUGUGUUGCUAAGCAACAAGAACGAUGGAAACAUCAUCAGUGGAAGCGUGGGUGGCGACAUUAAGUUCUGGGAACCAAGAACAACAUCGUCAGUGAAAACUAUCAACAAUACAGUUUCUAGUCUCACGUCACUUGAUGUCCACCAGCAAGCAGAUUUAAUAGCAUGUGGAUCAGCCAAUCAGAACAUAAAGGUAUUAAAUCUGGAGGGAGAAGUGCUUAGCAACAUCCGAUACCACGACGGGUUUAUCGGGCAAAGAAUCGGACCAUUGAGUUGUCUUGCGUUCCAUCCUUUCUGGCCGUAUCUAGCAGCGGGCAGUACCGAUAGUUUUCUAUCUAUGUAUGCUUCACAAAAACCAAUCGCGUUACGACUACAUGAACUUGGUAUAUGAUUUAAACAUGGUACGUUUGAAAAAUAAUUGGAACAUGGUGCAACGCCUAAUAUAUGAUCCUCACAUGGUACGCUGGGUAUAUGCUCUGAAUACGGUGGAAAAAAUUGUAAGUCAAAACCGGAAUGUUAUUCGGGCAUUGAUGAUUAUCGCAAAGAGGAAUCGAGAAUUAGAGUUAUUCGGAUUAACGAAAAACCAAUCCGGGUUUUAUACACCAAGUUAAAAUCGAGUCUGGCUGCCAAGUUUAUGCGGAGAUAAGUCCUGGGAUUAAAUUCUGUUUUCGUGUCGUGUUGUAUGAUAUCAAGUGCUAGUGCUACCCCCGUCCAACAUUUUCAGUAUGAAAUGCACCCUUUUUUCAAAUAAAAAUAUACCUUUAAAAACUACUAGAGGUCAUUUUUUUGUGAUUAAGUUUUCGCGAAAAUAUAACCAAAAUUCAAUAAUAAGUAACCAUCUUUCCAAUGUAUAAUCUCAAUAUAUCAUAUACAAAUAUUUGUUUUUUUCUGUGAUACUCUGUGUAAAUAGUUUUUUAACAGUGCUAAGGUUGAGAUUUGGGUCGAAACUUAAGCAAUGCACCUUUCCUGAAUUUUAUAAAUUAUAAUAAUUAUGAUGUCAUCUAAAAUUUAAGAAUGGUUCUUUGCUCUUCUAAUAAGAAUAUCCAGAUAGAAUAUUAAAUUAUCAUGACAAUUUUAAUAUAGCAAUAUAAUAUUCUGGUUGGAUUUCAUUUAGAUUUGAAGAAAAUAAUUAUUUUAAAAACGAGGCUAUUCUUAGGAAGCUCGGCAAUAUGAAGGGUUUGACCGUAACUUUCAGCCAGUAAUGAGGCACUUAACGAAAAGAAAUAUUUAUCACCGUGUAAGCAUAGACUUGAUACGCUCCUAAACCUGACACAAUUUUUUAUAUGAACAACCUUAGUCAUUCAGUGACACUUGAUCACUAUUUUGUACACUUCGUUGAAAUUAGCUAUUUUACAAUUUUUGAUGACAUAUGGCGUCAUGUUUAUAUUACUGACGUCAUGUAUAUAAUAAUUGUAAAUAUAUCUAUAUAUAUAUAUAUUUUGGAAUGGUUAUAAUUUGUAAUCAGAAAUAUUUUUUCCUCAGGGAGAUAAAUUAACAAG